AGACAAACCAUGUGGAUGAAUAGACAACAAGAUACUCAGGGGAGGGGUUAAAAGAACAGAUAUCAGUGGAUUUCUCAUCCAAAGAGAUGUUUCUCAAUUCGAACAACAAAGUCCAUCCAAGUGACGUCAACCAACUUGGGAAUAUUACGCUUAGCAGACUCUUAACUGGCAUCCAAAAUGUGAACUCACUGGCACCCUGGAUCAGGGAUAAAAUCAACAAGAAGGAGUGCUGCUUUUACAUUGAGGAUGGCAGUGAAGGGGUGUGUAAAUGUGGCUACCAGAAGGACCAGCACACCGACGAGGCCAUCAAGCCAGAGGAGUUUAUUGGAGAGACGUGGGACCAACACAGACACACUCGAGAGGUUCCUACCGACGCCUUUGGAGAAAUUAGUUUCAGAGGGUCAGGAAAGAGGACGGCCAAGUAUGUGCGAGUGUCCCCAGACACGUCGACUGAGGUGUUGUACCAGCUGAUGACUGAACAGUGGAAGCUCCGUCCUCCCAACCUGCUCCUGUCAGUCACAGGAGGAGCCAAGAAUUUUUACAUGAAGCCCCAACUGAAAAACCUGUUCCGUCGAGGCCUCAUCAACGUGGCCCAAUCCACAGGGGCAUGGAUCGUCACAGGGGGCACCCACACGGGUGUGAUGAGGCACGUUGGCCACGCCAUGCGAGACUACACCCUCAGCAGCGCCUCCAGAAAGGGCCAGGUGGUGGCCAUUGGCGUGGCAACCUGGGGAACCAUCCACAACAGACACAAAUUGGUGCACCCACAGGGCCGUUUCCCAGCCAACUACUACAUGGAGGUAGAGAACCAGGGCCACCUGUCCUGUCUGGACAACAACCACACCCACUUCCUGCUGGUGGACAACGGGACGCAUGGGCACUACAGCGUGGAGAUUGAGCUCCGCUGCCACCUGGAGAAACUAAUCUCCCAGAAGCUCCUAGGAAACGGAGAGUCAGGAGUGAACAUUCCAGUAGUGUGUGUUGUGCUGGAUGGUGGACCAGGCACUCUAAAUACCAUCUUAAAUGUCAUGCUGAACGCCACGCCGUGUGUGGUCCUGGAGGGCUCUGGGCGCCUGGCGGAUGUCAUAUCACAGGCCGCAGGCCUGCCUCCAUCCCGGGUCACCCUAGCUUUCAUCCACCAGCUGAUGAAGAGGUUCUUCAGCUCAGAGUACGACAACUUCUCUGAGCUCGAGAUCGUCCACUGGACUAAGAAGAUUCAGGAUAUUAUCAGGAUGCCUCACCUGCUGACUGUGUUCCGCAUCAGUGAGGAAAAACAUGGGGAUUUGGACGUGGCCAUUCUCCAGGCACUGCUCAAAGCCUCCCGGAGCUGUGAACCCCCUGGUGGGGCAGGGUGGGCGGGGCAGCUAGAGCUGGCUGUGGCGUGGAACCGAGUGGACAUAGCUGAGAGUGAGAUCUUCACUGACAACAGCCAGUGGAAGUCCAAGGACCUCCACCACGCCAUGUUCUCCGCCCUGGUGGGAGGCAAGCCGGGCUUUGUGCGUCUGAUGCUAGAGAACGGCGUGUACCUGAACCAGUUCCUGGAGGAGGACAGGACCCUCUGUGAGCUCUACACCCAGAUGUCCAGCUGCCUGUUUCUGCGCAGGCUGGCCAAGCGUGUCCAGGCCGAGCGCAGACCUCUUGGGGGUCAGGGUUCAGGGGCCAGGGGAGGCAGGAAGCUCACUCUUGGGCACGUCGCGCUUGAGGUGCGCAACCUGCUGGGAAGUUUCACCCAGCCUCUCUACACCCCACCAGCCGGCACCGGUCUGGACAUAGGGAGUUUGUCUUUUACACUCCCAGGUAAGGACCUGGUGGAGCUCCACACCCCAGGAAUAGAGAGGGAGGCAAGUGAGCUCAGAGACCCAGCCAGAGACCUCUUUCUGUGGGCCAUCCUGCAAACUCAUAAAGAGCUGGCGCACAUUGCAUGGGAACAGUGUACAGACAGCAUAGCUGCAGCCCUGGCAGCUAGUAGGAUCUUAAAGAAGCUCCUGAAGGAGGGGGACGAAGGGGAGGAGGCUGUGGAGAUGAGAGAGCUGGCCAGCCAGUAUGAGAAUCACGCCAUUGGUGUGUUCAGUGAGUGUCAUAAGUGUGACAACGAACGGGCUCAGAAGUUGCUGGUUCGCGUGUCUCCGUCGUGGGGCAGAACCACCUGUCUGAGGCUGGCCCUGGAGGCUGACAACAAAAGCUUUGUGGCCCAGCCCGGAGUUCAGGGGCUGCUGACUCAGAUCUGGUGUGGGGAGCUGGCAGUGAACAACCCUGUCUGGAGGCUCCUGCUCUGCAUGCUGCUCUUCCCUCUCAUCAACACAGGCUUCCUGGUCUACAGACGGGAUGAAGCUAUCCACAGGGAGGAGGAGAGAAGUGAGGACAUGGAGACCAUGAACGGCGUAACAGGAAGUUGUGCCUUUGACAGGGGGAAGUCUCAUAUCCUAUCCUCCUCUCUCAGCGAGGCCCCGAGUCUGACAUCCAUGGAGCGUCUGAGCUGCUUGUCCCGGCUGGCCGGCUUCUACUGCUCUCCUCAGGUCAAGUUCUACUGGAACAUUGUGUCCUACUUUGUCUUCCUCUGGAUCUUCGCCAUUGUCCUCAUGAUGGACUUCUGGAGCACGCCGUCAUGGCUGGAACUGCUGCUGUAUGUGUGGAUCUUCUCGCUGGUGUGUGAGGAGGUCCGACAGCUGUUUCAUGAUCCAGACGGAAUCAGUUUCCACAAGAAAUGUCAGAUGUACAUCAACGAACACUGGAACGCUCUGGACGUUCUGUCUAUCCUCCUCUUCAUCAUCGGCCUGGGAUGUCGGCUAACCACUGUUGUGUUCUAUGCGGGGAAGGUCAUCCUGUGUAUCGACUUCAUCAUCUUCUGCCUACGUCUCAUGGCCAUCUUCACUAUCAGCAGAACUCUGGGGCCCAAGAUCAUCAUCGUCAAGAGGAUGAUGAUGGACCUGUUCUUCUUCAUGUUCCUGCUGAGUAUAUGGGUGGUGGCCUACGGCGUGGCCAAGCAGGGCAUCCUCAUCCACAACGAGGACCGGCUGGGCUGGAUCGUCCGGGGGGCCGUCUACGAACCCUACCUCAUCAUCUUCGGGAACGUGCCCACCAACAUCGACAAUACCCAGUUUGACAACGGCUCCUGCACGGUGAAUGGGGACGACCCACUGAAGCCCAGGUGCCCUGUGCUGGAUGAGAAUCAUAUGCCCAUCUUUCCAGAGUGGCUCACCAUCCUCCUGCUGUGUGUCUACCUCCUCUUCGCCAACAUACUGCUGCUCAACCUGCUCAUAGCCAUCUUCAACUAUACGUUCCAGGUGGUGCAGGACAACAGUGACACCAUCUGGAAGUUCCAGAGGUACGAGCUGAUAAAGGAGUACCACAGCCGCCCCGCAGCCCCCCCACCCUUCAUCCUGUUCAGCCACCUCUACCUGUUCAUCAGGCUACUGUUGCUCCGCAGAUCUCCCCUGCCACAGCAGGAGCUCAAGGAGGAGCUGAGUGAGAAGGAAGAGGAGAAGCUGCUGUCCUGGGAAUCCCUGAUGAAAGACAACUAUCUAAUCUCCACACGGCAGGGGCAGAGCCAGAGCACAGAGAGUCAAAUCCAGGACACGGCUAAAAAAGUUGGUACCAUGACGGAACUGCUUGAGCGGGACGACGAGUCGGAGUCCGUUGCCAUGGUGAAAAGGCUGUCCCGACUGGAAGAACAGGUGACGCAGUCUACCAAAGCCCUGCAGUGGAUCAUGAACAGCCUCCAGUCUCAGGGACAUCAGGCUACGGAUAAGGCCCCUAUCCUGGCCUCAAGUAGUUCAGUUGGGGAUUUGAUGAGCCAGGAGACAGAGAUGCCCCAGAACCACGUAAACGCCCGCCAGCUCUACUACCCUGACAGUACUAUCACCCGCUUCCCUGUCCCCGAGGAGAAGGUGUCCUGGGAGGUGGAAUUCAGUGUCUACAUGCCUCCUGUUUAUGUUGCUGUCAGUGAGGGCAUGACUGACCAAGCAAUGGUAGUGACCUUGGAUAAUUAUAGGAACCCUGGGGGAAGGACAGGAGUGAUGGGUAGAGGAGCUCUGAACAGCCUGGGCCCGAAUUUAAUACUAGACCCAGUCUUCACACGGUGGCAAGACAAUAAGAGAUCUGUACUGGAGUUUCUGGCUGUUCAGGAGAAUGAGGGCCAGUGGGCGUUACCCGGGGGUCCUGUCCAAUCAGGUGAACCCCUACCGGAAAGACUGCUGAGCAUUCUGGGCCGGACGCUUUAUGAGAAGUUAAAAGUGAAAGUGUCAGAUGGCAGAACGGUGUACGAGGGCUACGUGGAUGACUGCAGGAACACGGACAAUGCUUGGCUGGAGACAACUGUCAUCAACAUCCACCUGGACAGACAGGAGGAGCUGAUGACUGAUCUGAACUGUCUGGUUAACAGCAGUGUGUGCUCUCCUGAGGGGACUUUUCAGUGGCAGGAGGUAAGCAGCAGGACAGUGCUGUGCUCCUAUCAGAGAGAAGCUCUGAGGCAGGUCGCCAAGCUGCAUGAAAAACGCUUCUGAUGAGCCCACCACUGGAGAGGAAAUCAUCAAGACCUCUGCUAACCGACACCAAUGACAGCUGGCCAACACCAACGACUGCUAGCCAGCAUCAACAGCUGCAAGCCAAAACAAACUAGAUGAAAAUGCUGAGAGCCUACCUCAGGGUCCAUACUUUGACUGAUGAAAUCAGUCAAAUCAGUAGGGAGUCAGGUGGCUGAGCGGUGAGGGAGUUGGUCUAGUAACCUGAAGGUUGCCAGUUCGAUUCCUGGUCGG
Hypomesus transpacificus is the source of this 4754-nucleotide messenger RNA. It is a transcript of the gene trpm2, whose product is annotated as transient receptor potential cation channel, subfamily M, member 2. The record is from RefSeq and is a predicted model, not a curated record. The transcript has 34 exons. Gene Ontology annotation, biological process: calcium ion transmembrane transport. NCBI's taxonomy places the organism in Eukaryota, Metazoa, Chordata, Actinopteri, Osmeriformes, Osmeridae. The coding region runs from base 87 to 4502 and encodes 1471 amino acids. Gene Ontology annotation, cellular component: membrane. Gene Ontology annotation, molecular function: ligand-gated calcium channel activity.